GUUUCAAUCCCACUCUCACAAGGCGAGAACUUCCCAACGAUCCAUCCCAUUCUCAGCCUCUUAUAGCAGAACCCCAUAACAGAACCUCAUACCGUCGACCAUUAGCUUAUAUCUUACCCACACAAGGGAUCUAUAGACACGGCAUAAAUAAUGGCUGGAGUAGCCGACAAGGCCCGCUUCUACUUGGAGCGGGCAGUCCCCCAGCUCCGCGAGUUUGAAGAGAAAGAGAUCUUCACCAAGGACGAGAUCCGCACCCUCGUCACCAAGCGCACCGACUUCGAGCACCGCGUCCUCUCCCCCGGCGCCACGGCCUCCGACUUCCUCGCCUACGCGACCUGGGAGCAGUCCCUGGAGGCGCUGCGCUCCCGCCGGUGCCGGCGGCUCGGCGUCCGCGGCUCGACGUCGCACGCCGGCCAGGCGCGCUGCCUGUCCGUGUUCGAGCGCGCCGUGGCCCGGCACCCGGCCAGCGUCCCCCUGUGGCGCGCGUACCUCGACCUGGCGGCGCGCGCGCGCGCCUCCAAGCGCUGGCGCAAGGUCGCCACGCGCGCGUUGCGCAUGCACCCGCGCGAGCCCGGGCUGUGGAUCCUCGCGGGCCGGAGGGCUGCCCGUAACGGGGAUAUGGACGGCGCUAGGGCGUAUUUUAUGCGCGGGUGUCGGUUCUGCGCGGCGGACGGGGCGGUGUGGGUCGAGUAUGCGAGGUCCGAGAUGGAGUGGCUCGCCCGGGUGGAGGCGAAGAUUGCUGCUCCGGCUGCGAAGGUGGUCCCCGAGGAGAAGGCCAAGAUCGUGGGCGGGAUGGACGAGGAUGGGAAUAUGCAGUUCAGCGAGGAUAGCGAUGACGGCGGGGAGGACGAUGAGGGGCUGGUGCUCCCGGAUCCAGACGCAGAGUUCAAGAAGAAGGGCAAGCGGAAAGUGUUCAGCGAGGAGGCGGUGGGGAAGCUGGCGGGCAACCCGGCGCUGGGCGGGGCGAUCCCGCUGGCUAUCUUCGACAUCGCCAAGAAACAGCCGUUCUUUGGCGCCCCGGCGGCGGAGGCCUUCUUCGAUGUGUUCGUGCCGUACACGGCUGUUUCGUCGCUGCAGAAGAUUCUCCAGCAUGUGCUGGACUGCAUGGUCACGUCGUACCCAAAUCACCCGUCUACGUUCAACUGCCUCGUCAGGCAGCCGCUGGUUGGGGUGGACCCUCACACUUCAACGUAUCCCAAGGCAUUGCGAGAAGCGCUGGCAAGGCUGAAGGACGGCUUGGAGAAGACGGAGGAUAGGGCUGGCCUUGUGGCCAAGACAAUGGCCUGGAUCGAGCCGAUCCUUGCAGUGGAAGAUCUCGAUAGCGGCAUUAGAAUAGUCUUGGAGCAUACCAAGCGGAAGCUGGGAAACCCCUGAUAUGCCUGUCUAGAAGGCGGACACAAUAAUGAUGCAAGAUACCAGGUUCACAAGUUGAUCACGCCCUGAAGACAUGCUCUAAAAUCCUCCCCCUGUGAUAACAUCCCCUACUCGACGUACUGACUAUCCAUCCUUCUUCUCCUGCGCAAGAUUAUUCAAGAACUCCCACUCGCCCGGACUGACCU
Messenger RNA from Phialemonium atrogriseum, 1559 nucleotides. RefSeq names its product U3 small nucleolar RNA-associated protein 6-domain-containing protein. Gene Ontology annotation, biological process: maturation of SSU-rRNA from tricistronic rRNA transcript (SSU-rRNA, 5.8S rRNA, LSU-rRNA). Gene Ontology annotation, cellular component: small-subunit processome; Pwp2p-containing subcomplex of 90S preribosome. Lineage: Eukaryota; Fungi; Ascomycota; Sordariomycetes; Cephalothecales; Cephalothecaceae. The transcript has 2 exons. Gene Ontology annotation, molecular function: snoRNA binding; protein binding. Bases 151 to 1374 code for a protein of 407 amino acids. The record is from RefSeq and is a predicted model, not a curated record.